AUGGACAAAGAGCAAGAGCCUGAUAGUCAAUCCAAAAAGCAAAAAACCAAAAAAUCCUCAUCAUCCUGUCCAGCAAAAGAGGCUUCAAACCAAAUGAUUGAAGACUUGAAGAAAGAUCUAAUGGAACAGCAAGCCUUGGAGUUACGUUCUGAAUGUGACGAAACAUCGGAUGAGGACCAUGAGCCUCCCAGGAAUUGGAGCAGUACACUGCGUCAAAUCAAGCAAUUAAAAUCUGAGAACAAAAGGCUCAAAGAAAGCAAUUAUAAACAAAUUGUAGAAGCAAUCAGGGACCUGCCAGCUGUUGUUCAAAACUUAAGACACAUAACUGAGCAGCUUUCAUCGUUCUCAAAGUCUUCCUCUGCCGAAUCAACACCUGUGCGACUAGUGCGAUCUGAACACUUGCCUGUAUCCUCUCCUGCAUCUCCUCAAGAGGAGUCUGUUGACAUGGUGUCUCUGGUGCCAGGCUCAGACGUCAAAGUCAACAAAAUGAAGCUGAACUCUCUCCGAACUUCAAAUUCGUCAGUUUAUGUUGGAGACCUUGCUGUCCUAAUCUUUGGCAGAGAAACGCUGGCUAGCUCAAGUCUGACCGGGAGACAGUCAGCAGCACAUAAAGAUGUGGAGUCCAAGCCGCAACUGGAUGCUGCUAAAUUGGAUGCCAUUGUUGGGUACGCUCGGUCGAGGUUUCCAUCUUUGAGCGUUCAAGAUAUAAGAAAAAUAAUAAGAAAGAAGUGCAACAAUGAAAACUUCAAAAAAGGAUCAACGGCCAAGCAAGUGGAUGCUACACAGAAUUAA
Molecule: messenger RNA, 792 nt
Organism: Knipowitschia caucasica
Lineage: Eukaryota; Metazoa; Chordata; Actinopteri; Gobiiformes; Gobiidae
Source: the annotation of a GenBank genome assembly